Molecule: messenger RNA, 2229 nt
Organism: Drosophila mauritiana
Lineage: Eukaryota; Metazoa; Arthropoda; Insecta; Diptera; Drosophilidae
Gene: Adgf-A
Product: adenosine deaminase 2-A
Exons: 4
Coding region: 195-1856 (553 amino acids)
Biological process (GO): adenosine catabolic process; inosine biosynthetic process
Molecular function (GO): adenosine deaminase activity
Source: RefSeq, a predicted model, not a curated record
GUUGGGAGGCCUUUUUCGCGUGAAGAUCGCGGCGAGGAAGUGCUCGGAAUCUGGAAUUUUCAGUCAUAUUGUGUGCCUGCGCUUGUGAUAGGGCGCUACAUCGAAACCAAAAUCGGAGCUCCUCAAUCGCCGCAGACGUCAGUUGCUGAGUGGACCUAGUCGCGAUCGGACCCAAACGGAAUCUACCGCUCAUCAUGUCGCCAGUCAUCCGCCGUAAUCUUAUCGCCUGGCUAGCUUUGGGCCUGUGCGUCUGUCUUAGCUUCGGACCGGGUCCGGUGGAAUCACGCACUCGCCCGAAGAACCAGGUUGAUAGAAAGCUGUUGACGAUCUACGGCAACACGCCCCACGUGGAAGCCCUUCUGGGUCCAGGUCGUCCCACGCCGGAUACCUACAAGACGUUAAGAAGCGCCUUCUUCCGGUACGAGGAAUCACGCUCAUUGGGCCAUGACCUGGAGCUAAACAGCAAGGAAAUUAAGGCUAACGAAACCAUUAUGAAGGCCAAGUUAAAUGAGUUUGACGAAGGCCUGGUAACCCCUCACCUCUUCAAGCCCUCACAGCACAUAUUUGAUGUGUUGGACGGCAUCCGGAACACCGAUCUCUUCAAGCUGCUGAAAAAGAUGCCCAAGGGCGCGGUUCUUCAUGCCCACGAUACGGCGCUCUGCAGCACAGCGGCCAUCAUCAACCUGACCUACUAUGAGCAUCUCUGGUCCUGCCAGCAGGAUGGUGAUCUUAGCGCCUCCGCCCUAAGGUUUUCCAAGGAUAAGCCACAGGCCCUGAGUGACUGCGAUUGGAGUCUGCUCUCCGAUGUGCGAGCCAAGUACGGAGCUGACAAGGUCGACGACUAUCUGGCCGAGAGGCUCACCCUGUAUCCCACCAAGAAAUUCGAGGACAACAACGCCGCCUGGUCCAAGUUCAUGACCAUUUUCAAUCUGCUCGACGGUCUGGUGAUGUACGCCCCCGUCUGGGCGGACUACUACUACAAAGCGCUGGAGGAGUUCUACGAAGAUGGUGUUCUAUACUUGGAAUUCCGAUCAGUUCUUCCCACGCUAUAUGACAUGGAUGGAAAUGAGUUUACUCCUAUGGAUACUGUGCGCAUCUAUGUGGAAACCUUGGAGAAGUUCAAGGAGGCUCAUCCAGAUUUCAUUGGUUCAAGGAUGAUCUACGCUCCUAUACGUAAUACGAAUGCUGAGGGCGUAACUGGCUAUAUCCAAACCCUUAAACAAAUUAAGGAAAAAUACCCGGAAUUCGUAGCUGGUUUCGAUUUGGUGGGCCAGGAGGAGAUGGGACGUCCUUUGAGGGACUUUGUCGACGAAAUAUUAUCUAUCCCCGAGGACAUUGAUUUCUACUUCCACGCCGGAGAAACAAACUGGUUCGGUUCCACUGUGGAUGAGAACCUGAUCGAUGCCAUUUUGCUGGGCACAAAGCGUAUUGGUCAUGGAUUCGGACUGGUCAAGCAUCCCGUGGUGCUGGACAUGCUGAAAAAGCUGAAUGUGGCCAUUGAAGUGAACCCGAUUUCGAAUCAAGUGCUCCAGCUAGUCUCUGACUUCCGCAACCAUCCGUGCUCCCACUUCUUCGCCGAUGGCUAUCCAGUGGUUAUAUCCUCGGAUGAUCCCUCCUUCUGGAAGGCCACUCCCCUGUCGCACGACUUCUAUAUCGCCUUCUUAGGAAUUGCCUCGCAGCACUCCGACUUGCGUCUGCUGAAGAAGUUGGCCCUAAAUUCCAUUCAAUACAGUUCGCUGACGGGAGACGCCCAGUUCGAGGCGUUGGAAAAGUGGCAGUUGAAAUGGGACCAGUUCAUCGCCGAUGUCAAUGAUCCGAACUCCAACCGGGGAUCCCCCAGUCAGCGGAUCGAUUGACUAGCACGGGUGGUGGCAGCGUUGCUGGUUGCGUUCUCUCUGAUGACCUCCAACCUUUGGCGCUAGUCGAAAUACACCCUCCGUCCGCUGCUCCUACCACUCCACUCCAACUCCACCACAGGCUGCAGCGGGUCUAAUGCAUCGCAUCCUCAUUCGCAUCCACUCAGAGCCAUAUCCAUGCCCACAUCCUCAAUAUCUAACCAUUUUUGUAAGCUAAUCGUUAUGGACUAGUCCUUAGUUAGAUCUAGGCUAAUACCUCUCUGUAAACCCAUGAGAUUCUGUCCCACGCCCCUAAAACUGUUCCAAGCUGAAAUCCGCUGCUGCGCCGAAGAAUCCGAGAGCAAUAAAGAAACCGUUUUAGUCGUAGCCGAAA